GCACCCUCGUCAGUCAUAGCGUCGUCGCACGUUUUCGAAGUUCAAUAUUAAGACGCUGUCCGUGACCGAUCAUUCUAUUCGGCCGGCUACGACGCGCCACACGUCUUACUGUAGCUUGGCGUCCGUGAACACGUUCGUGAUUUUGAAAACCUAUCGAUGUCGUGUUUUCGUGGUGUACCGUUGUUUUUGCGACUGUCUUGAAUUCCAGAUUGGAUAUUCCAUAUCAACUAUGAACAGUCCAUCAGCCUUUUUCAAAAUGUAAGCUUACUAUCAAUGUGAAGCUACAAGGUUACAAGCUCAAAUCAUGGUAUUAUUUCUACGCAUUUUCAUAUGCAUAAGUUGUUUUGUCUUCAAUACGUUUACUUUUUGUACAAGUACUAUUAAAACUGAAACUAGUUUCCUGAAAACCGUCAAAUUUAUUGCAAGUGUCAAUACCGAGGUUCCAUCUGUAGUGUGGCAACAAAAGCAAGUUACGAAUCUAACACACGAUUGCAGCAUCAAAUCGGAUCGUAAUAGUGGUUUGACAUGCCGUGAUUCGACGGCAGUAAAAAAUAUUUCGAAACGUUUGGCGACUGUUUUGAACAAAAACUUAACCAACACAAACCUUACCAAGACAAAUCUUGGUACCACAAAUCUAACAACGGCAAAACCGAAACCACCGAAAUCCAUUGCUGCUACAACUAAGACGCCUCCCAAUGUCACGAAACCUGCUAAAUUUGUACAGAAAAACAAUUUGAGAUACCGCGAGGGCACGGUUUGGCCUAAGCUCGACAAAAGGUUAAGCGAUGCCGCGCACAAAACGCCCAAUGUCAACAUGUCGAAUUACACAGAGGAGAUCGUAGUCAUGUCAGACUUCAAGACCAAAUAUCCAAUCGACACAUGGAAAGAACACGGGUUCUACACGGACGAUUACAUGAAGUUAAUCAACAGCCAUUGGUUCAAAUUCAUGCCUCCUAAUGCCACGUCACACUACAUUCUCGGAUUUCUGUACUCCGUCAUCAUGGUACUCGGUUGUUUCGGGAACUCACUGGUGAUUUUCAUGUACAUCAAAUGUAAAUCAUUGCAAACGCCCGCCAACGUGUUGAUAAUGAAUUUAGCAGUCAGCGAUUUCAUUAUGCUAGCGAAAACACCGGUUUUCAUAUACAACAGUUUUUAUCAAGGUCCUACGCUGGGAAAAUUGGGCUGCCAGAUCUAUGGUUUUUUUGGUGGCUUGACGGGAACUGUGUCCAUCAUGACGUUAGCCGCCAUAUCGUUGGACCGGUAUUAUGUGAUAGUGCACCCUCUGAACGCGGCCGUGAAAACUACCAAACAGCGGGCCAGGGUGUGGAUAGGCCUGAUAUGGAUCUACGGAUUCUUGUUCUCCAUUAUACCGGUAAUGGACCUGGGGUACAACCGAUACGUACCGGAAGGAUACCUAACUAGUUGCAGUUUUGACUACCUGUCGGAUGACAAUCAAGAGAAAGGGUUCAUAUUGGUGUUCUUUACGGCGGCGUGGUGUAUACCGUUCACCACGAUAUCGUACUGUUACAUUAAGAUACUGAGGGCGGUUUGGAUGACCAGCGAAAUGGCCGCCAGCCGGUUCGGCCAGGAGGAAGAAAAGAGGAAGACGGAAAUAAGACUGGGAUAUGUGGUGGUUGGGGUCAUCAUGCUGUGGUUCGUGUCAUGGACGCCGUACGCCAUGGUGGCCCUACUAGGCGUAUUCGAUCGGAAAGAUUACAUCACACCACUGAGUUCGAUGAUCCCGGCGGUGCUUUGCAAGGCUGCCAGCUGCAUGGACCCUUGGAUAUACGCUAUCACGCACCCAAGGUUCAAAAACGAAUUGACAAAGCUCAUGUCGAGAAAGAAGACCAGGAAAUUGGAGCGGGAUUAUGGUAUGAAGAAGAACUGGGGAGGCCAGUCAUAUUCCAACAAGAGCGGCGCCGGUCUUAGGAACCUCUCUAGCUCAGAAGAUGAGUGUGUGGAAGAGGUGAUCGUCGUGAUUGAUCCAGACGACAAGAAGAUGAAACGACAAGGAUCGACUUCCAGUCACAAAACCGAAGAGACCAAAGCGCUGGAGACAAAGUUCCCACCCACAAGGCAGGAGAGUCUGAAGUACAUGCCGCCCAGCUGGUACAAGCUGCCCCGAACUACGUCUAAAAGCAGCAUCAUGUUAGACCCAAAACUUACAGGAGAUGAUAAUAAUAAGUAAUAACGUUCUUGUCGAGCUUGCCAACGAGCCCACGAUGAGUUUGAAGAUUUUAAAUGAUAAACGCUGUGAUUAAAAUGCUAGUCUAUAUUAUAUUAUUAUUAUAUUAUGUACAAACAUAAUAUUAUAUAAUCUGAUCUCACACUCUGUGUUAAGGGAAAUUUACGAACAUGUAUUUACGUAUAAUGUUGUCCUUAUGAUCGUAAAUGUUUUAGUGCUUAUUUGUAUGCGUCUGUCGUGUAUAAAAAUAAAAUAUAAACCCCACACACGCAGCCACUAACGCGUAUUGACGUGCACUCCACCCACCGGCAUGACAGUAUAUAUAGAGUUAAUAAUUCGAUACGUCAACAGUUAAACCACGACAUUUAUCUUACAUUGAUAUGCAGUUUAUUGAUACGGAGGUCGACGCACUCGAUAUAAAAUUAUGUACGUUCAAAUAUUAUUUGUUUGCAUGCAUUUUAUGUUUAUAAAAAAUGAAUACGUGUGAUCCUUAAGCGUAUUACUGCAAAGCUACCGUAAACCCAUUAUUUUAUUACUAUAACCAUAUAUUGAUGUGAUUAAGUUUGUACGCACUUUUUAUCUUACCAUCUUCCAUAAGGGUAGUUUUUGAUUAAUGUUGAACAAACAAUUGCAUCAAAAAGUCGAAAGCGGUCAAUUAAUAAUAUACACACACACACACACACACACACACACACACACACACACACACACACACACACACACACACACAUAUUGAGUACACUCUCUGAUAAUAUUAUAUUUACCAUUACGUAACUAUUUAACUUUUAAAGCCCAUAAUAAUACUAUGCCCAUGUGUGUUUUAAAAUAUAUUGAAGAUCAAACAAUUUUUCUAUAGUUUAAAACUAACAUAAUCAAAACUACUCAAGGAUUUGAAAAAUAUUAUUCUUUAAUAGAAAGACAUCGAUAUGUAGGUAAAUCAUUAUUUUACCAGUAGGAUACCAUCGAAUUAAUAAAAUUAGAAGUAUAAUAGUAGUUCCAUUCAUGGCAGUCAACCACGGUGUCACUUUUUUGUGAAACAUGACGUGUUUAAAUGAAAUGUACUUCAUGACUUGUUUUAAAUUCGCGUUUAUAAAAUUUGGUUUUUUUUACCAACAAUCUCUUUUAAAUUCAAAUCUAUGUCAAAAUAAGAAACUGACAAUUUUUAUUUGUUUUUUUAGUAUAUGCAUUUUACAAUGCUGAAAUUCACGUAGAUGCACGUAGUCUGUCACUGAUAUUUUUACUUCCGGUAAACAUGAUAUAGAUAGGUACACCUAGAUGGUGCAAUAUUGUUUUAUAUGUGGUUCAUUAUAAAACAAUAAUAAUAAUAAUAAUAAUUGACUGGUUAUGUGAAUGAUGAAAUUAUAUGAUUAUCAUAUUAUUAUGAAAAACAUUGAGAUUUGUACGUAUACGUGUACUUGCCGUCGUGCAUCGAAUUAAUGCUUACCCACACAUUACGAUCGUAAUAUGAGGUAAAUUUAAGACAUGUCCUGCAGGGUGAUUAACUUAUAUAAGCAUAUCCUAAUUAGUUUUCUAGUGAACAAUUAUUUUUUUACUAUAUAAUAUUUAUAAAUGUUUAGUUGUAUAUUAUAAAUUCACGACAGUAUAAUAGUCAGUGCAAUAAUGCAAUAUAAAACGAAGUUUUCUCAUUCCUGGUAAGCUUAAAUUUUAUAUUAUGUCCCAUCGGUAAAUUAUACGACCCCCGGGUUGCACAUUACUUGAUACAAUAUUUGUAUUCCAGCGAAUUCCAUUAGUAGGUACAUUACGGUGUUACACAGAUAUUUCAGUAUAUUUUUUGCAACACUCCGACUACCCAGUAGGUAAAUCAGAACAGACAUAAUAAAUUACUAUAAAUGUAUAAUCCAUAUGAUUAACGAUAUUAUUAUUGGUACCUACGCAACAAUCUAAUAAAAUCCUGCUAUUUUGUUUGUAACCUAACCUCUAUAUUUAACACUUAAUGUGCCGCAAAAAAAUUAUGGCUUUCAUUUAUCGUCUUAUUGCUGUAAUCACAACUUUCAUAUGUUUCUGAAACAAAUACUUGCGAUAGUAAUAAUCAGUGGCGUACGCAGGAUUUUAAAUUGGUGGGGGUCAGGGGGGAUUGACAAUAAAUUAUAAUUUUAUUUUUAUUUUGUCCAGUCUAAUAAUUGUAGACGUUUAGAUGUACUUUUAGGAGCUCGAAACCGAAAAUUCUCAGAACUUUUUUUAAAUAAUCAGAAAAAAACAAAAAUAAAUAAAUGAAAAUUUGUUGAAAUUGUUCGGUAACCAUUGUCAAAUUAAGACCGUCUUCGAUUGAAUUGUAUUUGAUUAAUUUUAGAUUUUUUCUUAAAAUGUCGAUGAAAAUUAUUCGUUCGGUCAAAAAGCUUAAAAUGAAAUACAAAGUUCGUCAUAAGUUUUUACCAUGGCUAUUUAAGAAUUUUAACGAUACAUAGGCACGAUUAAUUUUUAUAAGCAUUUAAAGUUAAAAUUAUGGCAAAAUCACAAUUAAUUUGUAGUUUAAAAUAUAUAAAAUAUUAAAUUUGUAUAGCUAAGGCUUGGCAAUUUAAUACAAGGUAUUUCAUGCAAAUACAAUGUUUUUUUCAAAAACUGAAUCGGUAAGACGUAUAUGAAUUAUGUCUUGCUUACUAGUUAACGGCAGUUGAAACUUGACAAAUAUUUUUU
Molecule: messenger RNA, 4840 nt
Organism: Acyrthosiphon pisum (pea aphid)
Lineage: Eukaryota; Metazoa; Arthropoda; Insecta; Hemiptera; Aphididae
Product: melanopsin-B
Exons: 4
Coding region: 305-2188 (627 amino acids)
Biological process (GO): G protein-coupled receptor signaling pathway; visual perception
Cellular component (GO): membrane
Molecular function (GO): G protein-coupled receptor activity
Source: RefSeq, a predicted model, not a curated record